Messenger RNA from Cutaneotrichosporon cavernicola, 1194 nucleotides. RefSeq lists its product as uncharacterized. The record is from RefSeq and is a predicted model, not a curated record. The transcript is spliced from 2 exons. Lineage: Eukaryota; Fungi; Basidiomycota; Tremellomycetes; Trichosporonales; Trichosporonaceae. Bases 1 to 1194 code for a protein of 397 amino acids.
AUGCUCGCCACCCUUCCCCGUGCCGCGCCCCGCGCAGCCCGCCGCCUCACUACCGCCCACGCCCUCCGCUCCCCCCUCGCCCCGUCAUACAACCACACCAUCCGUCCAGCCCUCGCCCCACCAUACAACCACCCCCUCGCUCACAUCCCCGAGGCUGACCGCCUCAAGGCUCCCUACGCCUUCUCGCUCCUCAAGGCCCACAUCUCUGAGCCGGCAGGCCCUACCCGCACUGAAUGGGUCGCGUCUCUUCUCAACACCAAGGAGGGCCGCGAAUGGGUCCAAGCCGCAUGGGACGCUACUCUCAAGGACCUCGCUGACCAGCCCAUCGCUACUGAAGUCACGUUCCAGACACUCAGCGACCACAUCGCCGACGCCAAUAACGCAAAGGCACUCAAGGUCGGCGGAAGCAUUGUGAUCCGCGACGUCCUCCGUGACCCCGUUGCCGAGGCUUGGGCCAGUGAGCUCACCGAGGCUCUGGUUUCGCGCGCACACUCGCCAACCUACUACACCGACGCGCAGAUUGCUGCACGUGCCGACCCCUCGGUUCUUAGCGCAACGGGACAGGCGCUCAAGGCCUUCAUUCCCGCCUCGACGCCCGAGGGCGCCUUUGUCCGCAUCGACGCAGCGACCGUCGCUCCGGAGCAGCCAACCUGGGUCGGCAAGGACAUUUGGGCCAUCGAGGAGACCGCUUCCCCCUCUACUCCGGUGCACGCCUACCUCGCCCUCGCCCGCACCGAGGUCAAGGUGCCCACCUCGUCGGCUGCCGCGACGUACGCCCUCCUCCGCCCCUUCUUCGCCCCUAAGAAGAGCCGUAUCUCCUUCUACCUUCCCACCGGCUACACCGAUGCCUCGAACUGGGCCAUGCGCGCUCCCGGCACCAAGCCCGAGCUUGACGCGGACUUGGUCCACGUUCGUCCAGCCACCAUCUCCCUCGCUCCGGGAGACGUGCUGGCCACGCACGCUGGCCAGCCUCUCCAGGCCGCCGACGCGAGCGGCCUCCUCCUCCCUGUCCACCCCCUCCCCGCCACCGAGGGUAACCGCGCCUACGUCGCCCUCCAGCGGGCCAGCUUCGAGGCCGGCCUUCCUCCACCUCACGUUCCGGCUGACGGCACUCCCAUCGCCCUCGAGGACGGCGGCAACGUCACCAUGAUCGAGUCGUGGGGCGGCCGCCGCGCUCUCGGCUACGGCUUCUAA